Nicotiana attenuata is the source of this 1503-nucleotide messenger RNA. Its product is annotated as phosphoglycerate mutase-like protein AT74H. The transcript is spliced from 5 exons. Bases 135 to 1160 code for a protein of 341 amino acids. The record is from RefSeq and is a predicted model, not a curated record. Gene Ontology annotation, molecular function: phosphatase activity. Lineage: Eukaryota; Viridiplantae; Streptophyta; Magnoliopsida; Solanales; Solanaceae.
CACAACACAAACAAUAGAAACAAAGCACACUAAACUCUCACUUCUCUUCAUUACACUAUGUAGCCACAUUUGCAUCAAAUUGACCAAAAAAAUCUUAGAUACCAUGUUUAUGUGCUAAAUUACAUUUUAGCAAAAUGAGUAAUCUUUUCUCCAAAAUUUAUCCAACUUCUUUUGGACUAAAUCAUCAAAAACUUUACCCAAAUUCUAGUACAAUCCGAUGUUGUGAUAAUGAAUAUUCUGAAGUGCAACAUAAAUCAGCUGAAGUCAAUGGUUGGGUUAGCAGUUUCCCAGAAAAGAACCUAGUAUUAUCAUAUCCAGGCAUUGUAAAACCACCUAGGCCAAAAAGAAUUAUUCUGGUACGACAUGGACAAAGUGAAGGAAAUGUAGAUGAAAGUGUAUAUACAAGAGUAGCUGAUCCUAAAGUUGGAUUGACAGAAAAAGGAGUAGAAGAAGCAGAGGAAUGUGGAAGAAAAAUGAGGGAAAUAAUUGAGAAAAAUGAUGGAGAUGAUUGGAAGGUUUAUUUUUAUGUGUCACCUUAUAAAAGAGGUAUCGAAACUUUGCGUAAUUUGGCUAAGUCAUUUGAACGUUCAAGAAUUGCUGGUGUUAGAGAAGAGCCUCGACUAAGAGAGCAAGAUUUUGGAAAUUUCCAGGACAAAGAACAAAUGAAGAUAGAGAAAGCUGUGCGAGCUCGUUAUGGUCGUUUCUUUUAUAGAUUUCCUAAUGGAGAAUCAGCAGCAGAUGUGUAUGACAGAAUCACAGGGUUCAGAGAAACUCUUAGAAGUGAUAUUGACAUAGGAAGAUUUCAACCACCUGGUCAGCAGAGUCCAAAUAUGAAUUUGGUUAUAGUUUCUCAUGGACUUACUCUAAGAGUUUUCUUGAUGAGAUGGUAUAAAUGGACAGUUGAGCAAUUUGAAGGACUUCAUAAUAUGAGUAAUGGAGGCAUGAUUGUCAUGGAAAGAGGCUAUGGUGGAAGGUACUGCUUGUCAGUGCACCAUACAAGGGAGGAGUUGCAGAAAUUUGGUAUGACUGAUGAGAUGCUAACUGACCAAGAAUGGCAAAAGAUAGCAAAACCAGGUGAACUGAAUUAUGAUUGCUUGAUUACUGGACCAUCUUACUUUACUCACUUUGAUGAUGACGAAGCCAAGAAUUUUGAGUUGUGAGAUUAUUAAGAAGGUAAGAAAAUAGGAAAAACUCUUGAAAGUAGAUGUUGAAGCUAAGACCUGUUGGAAACCACAACCAUACUUGGUGAAAAUGCAUCAGCGUUAAGAGAAGAGUUUGACUUAUAUACACAGACAGUACAAAAGAAUUUCACACUACCAGUGUAAUUUUACCUUACUGUAAUCUAUCAUUUACCAUGUUUUGAGCAGAAGAGUUUGCCUUAUGUACAUCAGUACAAAAGAAUUUCAUACUAUCAUUGUAGUUUUAACCUGCUGUAAUCUGUCAUUUACCAUAUUUUGCAGGCUAUCAAGUCCAUGUUUCUGUAAAAAGUUACCUGUAAUUGAC